Molecule: messenger RNA, 1796 nt
Organism: Suillus fuscotomentosus
Lineage: Eukaryota; Fungi; Basidiomycota; Agaricomycetes; Boletales; Suillaceae
Exons: 14
Source: RefSeq, a predicted model, not a curated record
UUUUGCAAACUGUAAAUGAGUCGUGAGGGCGUUUUCCGGCACUUUGUUUGUUCAGGGUUUGAGGUAAGUCAAAAGAACCGAGUAAGGUCUGACUUAUAACAGGUACCAUGAACUCCUGCCCGGGCCCUGGCAGUAAUCUCAGUGAUAUCAACAAUCGACAUACAGCAGGAUCUAGGGAGAUGGUUUACCUCCACCGUCAGGCCUUCCUUGGGUUUUCCACGCUGUGGAAAUAUCUCAAGGCACUCUCGAAUGGACUCUUUUCCCCAUCCCUCACCCUUUUCCGGCGCCUGUUUGGCGGUCUGUUGAAUGUCCCACAUUCCUGCUUUUCCCGGAAUCCUAUAUCUUCAUUUCUAAGUAUUUACCGACCAGCUGACAGUGGUUUUAGUAUUCAAUCAGAUGCCUCGGCGGGAGUCGCUGCGAUCAGUCUCCGGGGUAUUCCAACAGUACCUGCCAACGCAUCCAAUAAUAUUGCAUGCAGUUUGGCACCUGUUGCUAUGUCUCCCUUGGCACAGUCAGGAAUGAUCAAUCUUCAGUCGCAGUCGCACCAACACAGUGCACCACCAGUCGUACCAAAUAUUCAUUGCCGCCGUAAAGUUCCCUUUAUAGCUUCAUCUGUUCAAAGAUACGGAAAGGACAUAAAAAUUGAGCCUUCUAGCGGGAUAGAAAGUAUCCACCCUGCCGUUAGACAGUACCCCAAACGCCAUUUGCCUACUGAUUGGGAAGCGCAUGUUCAUCCCGAGGGUGCCCUGUAUUUCUAUCAUCCGGGGAAGAGGGUCUUCACCGAUACAAACGUGCAGGACUUCCUCGACGAUUUGAACAACUGUGCAGAUGAUCUACGCGCUCUUGCCGAGAGCAAUAACAUUGACCUGACUCAUAUCGAGCUGACGCUGCAGCUUGGCAAGCAUCCGAAUACCGGAGAACGAGUCUGCAGUUAUUAUUUCGCUGACCGUGUCGAGCGCACCAUCUUCUGGCUUCAUAAAUUAGAUACCGAAGACCUUUUUAAUGGAGUCAGAGGGGUGGAGGAACACAGUCAUAUCUGUUAUGUCAUCCAAAGCCAGUACUGGAUGCACUGUGAGCUCUAUCCCAACAACAGAGAGGAGGAAUCACAAAAGGGACUUCUUGCGGAGCUCAGAGAAAUCAUUGUGCAUGCUAGUGCAGACGUCAUCACGUCUGAAACGUCCUUACCUCUCAAAAUACUGGAUCUAAUCGAUCACCUCAAAGAAACUACUUCAAAGGAAUGUGGCCCCUACUCCAUAUGCGUCAUUGGUGCGUCUUUGACACUUUCAAAUCGCAACCCGAGCCAAAUUUUGAACUUCUGCGGCCAAUCUUGUGCACGUUUGGCAGCUGACCAGUCAAUAUAUUUCACGGAUGAUGAGCACAUCGUAAAGUCCGUAAUAUCUUGGAUCAUGGAGCUUUUGUGUUUCGGCGCUCCCCAUGCUCAGAUGAAGGAACUGCGAAGAGUCUGGUCGACGGUGAUGCUAACUGUGGAUCUCACUUUCCUCGCGGUGCCCAGCGUGAACGCUGACGAAUCGCAAUCUGUUACCAUUAUCGCAGCUUAUCUGGCAACGUUCUGUGUAAUUGGAUCCCUAGUUGUGUCCAUUUUACUCGCCGGACAAAACCGCAAAUAUGGCAAUGUCUCUGCCGAUACCGCUAAUGACAAAUUCAUAUUUGGUGAGAAAGCCCUCGCAAUCUUACACGGUCUUCCGUUCGCACUGCUUAUGUGGGGGAUGAUAUUCUUCCUCAUCGCAUUUUCCUCCCUGGUGUUUAAAUCUACCUCCGACAUACUUCGAGGAAUA